CAGGGGCGACACAGCGAGGCAGAGGGCGAGAAAAGAGAGAGAGAGAGAGAGAGAGAGAGAGAUGUUAAUGUUAAUGCUUAUAUCCCUGUGGCUGUGAGUCCUAGGAGCUCAUCUUCAUUCCUCAUCUCUAUCUCUGUGUGGGUGUGUCUCUCUCUGUCUCUACAUCCUUUGAGACCUGAGACCCCACAAGUGGUGGCUGCUCUGCAUCUGGGUCUCCCUAGAUUUGAAGCAGAGAGGUGUCCAAGACUCUCCUCUGUCUCUCUUCAGAGUCGAGUGGGUACUUUCUUGAAACACGUAGACUCCUCCUGACUCUUCUUCUUGUUCUGUUUCGGCACUGUUCAUUUCAUUCCUUGAGAGUUGUAAUUUAAUAACAGUAGGAUGACGAAGCAUAAGGAUGGAAAACUAGGGUCCUUACAAGACAAGCGAUCUAGAGUUCUUCCGAUGACGACUUUGCUCGUUGCCUUAUGUGGCUUGUCAUUUUAUCUGGGAGGUAUUUACUGUGCUGAGAAGAACAAAUUCGAGGUAAAGAAUGUCAAGGACAUUGCUAAGGCCGUCCCUUCUCCUAAAGAAUCGACAGUUGCUCCACUUCAGAUGAAGUUUGUCACUUUCCCUGAGUGUAGCUUAGACUACCAAGACUACACUCCCUGCACGGAUCCUAAGAGGUGGAGGAAGUAUGGCAUGCAUCGUCUGACUUUCAUGGAGCGCCACUGCCCAGCGGUUUUCGAGAGAAAGGAAUGCUUGGUCCCGCCCCCGGAAGGGUACAAGCCGCCGAUCAAAUGGCCAAAGAGCAGGGACGAAUGUUGGUACAGGAACGUGCCAUAUGAUUGGAUCAACAAGAAGAAAUCAAACCAGAACUGGCUGAGAAAGCAAGGAGAGAAGUUUAUUUUUCCUGGUGGUGGUACUAUGUUUCCCAAUGGUGUGAGUGCAUACCUCGAUUUGAUGCAAAAUCUGAUCCCUGGUAUGAAAGAUGGCACGGUUCGAACUGCCAUCGACACAGGUUGUGGGGUUGCGAGCUGGGGAGGCGAUUUGUUGGAUCGUGGGAUAUUAACGGUUUCUCUUGCCCCUCGAGAUAAUCACGAAGCUCAAGUCCAAUUUGCCUUGGAACGGGGGAUUCCGGCAAUACUAGGCAUCAUCUCCACGCAGAGGCUACCUUUCCCAUCUAACUCAUUCGAUAUGGCCCACUGCUCAAGAUGUCUUAUCCCAUGGACGGAAUUCGGCGGAUUAUACCUCCUAGAAAUCAACCGGAUACUGCGGCCCGGAGGUUUCUGGGUCCUCUCAGGACCACCAGUCAACUACCAAAACCGCUGGCGUGGAUGGAACACUACUGUGGAGGAACAGAAGUCAGAUUAUGACGGGCUGCAGAAGCUGCUCACCUCAAUGUGCUUCAAGCUGUAUAACAAGAAGGACGACAUUGCUGUGUGGCAGAAAACAUCGAACAGCAGUUGCUACAACCGCCUCACAAAACCCGACGCCUACCCACCGAAAUGCGACGACAGCCUCGAGCCGGACUCCGCUUGGUAUACUCCGCUCCGCCCUUGCGUGGUUGUUCCGGAUCCCAAGCUCAAGAAGAUCGGUCUCAAAUCUGUCCCCAAGUGGCCUGAGCGACUGCACAUUGCACCCGAGCGCAUGUCACAAAUACACAGAGGAAGCGCGAGUGCUUUCAAGCAUGAUGAUAGUAAGUGGAAGGUGCGGGCGAAGCACUACAAGAAAGUACUGCCUGCACUUGGGACUGAUAAAAUUAGAAACGUCAUGGAUAUGAACACUGUCUAUGGAGGUUUCGCGGCUGCUCUGAUUGAUGAUCCCCUAUGGGUUAUGAAUGUCGUCUCGUCCUAUGGUGCCAAUACUCUUGCCGUCGUUUAUGAUCGUGGGCUUAUUGGAACAUACCAUGACUGGUGUGAGGCGUUCUCAACAUAUCCUCGAACAUAUGACCUUCUUCACCUCGAUGGUCUCUUCACUGCUGAGGGCCACAGAUGUGAUAUGAAAUUUGUUCUCUUGGAGAUGGACCGAAUCCUCCGUCCGAACGGGUAUGUAAUGAUGCGGGAGUCUAGCUACUUCAUCGACGCGAUCGCAACCAUCGCAAAGGGGAUGAGAUGGGGGUGUCACAAAGAAGACACCGAGUACGGCGUCGAGAAAGAGAAACUAUUGGUCUGCCAAAAGAAGCUUUGGUAUCCGUUGAGCAAGAGUUCGCGGUGAAAAGUGAAGGAAGACACACACUUCAUGUACAACAAAAUUGCCGAAUAGAAGUAUAGACAAUUGAGAGUUUCAAUCCUGGAUCAGACACACAAGGAGAUCAGUCAAAAGAACCCAACAAGGGUUCAGGAAUUCCUGCAUUCAAAUUCUUUCAAGCGAUGAACAGUGACGAAUAAUACCUGAUUCUGGUUUAGUGAGCCUUCUCAUACAAGUAUAUUGUCCCAUAGGCUGAAGAUGUAUUUUUUUUUUCCUCUUUCGUUUUCGUACUUUAAUUUGUGAUUGUCAUUCUUUAGUCCUCUUUCCGCCCCUGCUUCUCCUUUGUUUCCACACUAGUUGAAAACUGCCGGAGUUACUCAAAUGCGAGAGGUGUAUUCCAAUGAA
Molecule: messenger RNA, 2571 nt
Organism: Syzygium oleosum
Lineage: Eukaryota; Viridiplantae; Streptophyta; Magnoliopsida; Myrtales; Myrtaceae
Product: probable methyltransferase PMT20
Exons: 8
Coding region: 379-2193 (604 amino acids)
Cellular component (GO): trans-Golgi network; cytoplasm; endosome
Molecular function (GO): methyltransferase activity
Source: RefSeq, a predicted model, not a curated record